ACAACGCGGGCACACGGGCAGCACGUCCCCAGCGGGCCCGGGUGCGUCACGGGGCGGGCGGGGAGAACCAGGAAGUCAGCCCGGGGCCCAGGGCGUCUGCACAAGUUUGCAGAGGCGGGAGAAAGCGCGCGGGCGCCCCGGGCGGCCAGGACCAGCCCUGAGACCCGGAAGACCCGCGGUGCGCCUGGUGGCCGCGCGCCCCGGCCGUGCCCCUCGCCAGGUGCGCCGUCCCUGCUGUGCGCCCAGGCCCGCGCCAUGCGCCCCGGGGGCGUCCGCAGCUUCGCGCUGGAGCUGGAGCGGGGCGGCGCUUACCGCGGCGGGGAGCUGCUGUGUGGCCGGGUGCUGCUGGAGGCGGCGGCGCCGCUGCGCGUGCGAGCGCUCGAGGUGGCCGCUCGCGGCGGGGCGACAACGCACUGGCUCCAGGGCCGAAGCGUGGGCAUCAACGCGGUUUCCAGCGACUUCACGGCCGUCGAGACAUACCUGCGGCGGCGGCAGCUGCUGCUCCGAGAUACUGGAGAGACCACCACGCUGCCUGCUGGGCGCCACGAGUUCCCAUUCAGCUUCCAGCUGCCUCCGACGCUGGUGACGUCAUUCGAGGGCAAACACGGCAGUGUCCGUUACUGCAUCAAGGCCACCCUGCACCGGCCCUGGGUUCCUGCCCGCCGGGCCAGGAAGGUGUUCACUGUUAUCGAACCUGUGGACAUCAACACCCCUACCCUGCUGGCCCCUCAAGCAGGAGCCCGGGAGAAGGUCGCCCGAUCCUGGUACAGUAACCGUGGCCUCGUCUCCCUCUCAGCCAAGAUCGACCGCAAGGGCUACACGCCAGGGGAGGUGAUCCCUGUGUUCGCUGAGAUCGACAACAGCUCCACGCGCCCGGUGCUGCCGCGGGCGGUCGUGGUCCAGACGCAGACCUUCAUGGCGCGAGGCGCCCGCAAGCAGAAGCACGCCGUGGUGGCCAGUCUCUCGGGCGAGCCUGUGGGCCCGGGGCGGCGGGCGCUGUGGCAGGGCCGGGCGCUCCGCAUCCCCCCGGUGGGCCCCUCCAUCCUGCACUGCCGCGUGCUGCACGUGGACUACGCCCUCAAGGUCUGCGUGGACAUUCCGGGCACAUCCAAGCUGCUCCUCGAGCUGCCGCUGGUCAUCGGCACUGUCCCCCGGCACCCUUUCGGCAGCCGCUCGUCCAGCGUGGGCAGUCAUGCCAGCUUCCUGCUAGACUGGGGGCUGGGGGCCAUGCCAGAGCAGCCUGAGGCCCCUCCAGACUAUUCAGAGGUGGUGGCAGGUGACGUGGCAGCCGGCGGGCAGAGCCCCUUUCCUCUACCUCAGGACUCCGGCGUGAGCCUCGAAGGCCCCUUCUUCGCCUACAUCCAGGAGUUCCGCCUCCGCCCGCCACCCCUGUACUCCGAGGAGGACCCAAACCCCCCCUCUGAAGCCAUGAGGCCACGCAGCAUGACCUGCUGAGUGGGAGCGGAAGUGGAUACCUCCAGGGAUGAGGUUGCACAUGUGCUUCCAGCCUCCGUGGACAUGGGGAGCGGCUGGGCCAGGAGAGACACGCCUGCCUGCGGUUGAAGUUGGGGAAAUCAAGUCUUGGACCGAGGCAGGGCUAUUCACAUGGGACAAAGGAAGAGCCAGUCUGGCAUCUGACUGAGCUGGUCCUUCUCAGGCAUCAAAUGGCUAUUGCAGGAUCCGAGUGACUGUUCAAGCUGUCUGUGCUGGCCUGUGGACCAGGCUGGGCUCCCCAGGAGCCUCCAGUCUGGGAGAGACACAGCCGGGCACAGAUACUUCUAGUCUAGUGGGACCAGAGGAAGGCCUGAGAGAGUC
Molecule: messenger RNA, 1815 nt
Organism: Eptesicus fuscus (big brown bat)
Lineage: Eukaryota; Metazoa; Chordata; Mammalia; Chiroptera; Vespertilionidae
Gene: ARRDC2
Product: arrestin domain containing 2
Exons: 8
Coding region: 256-1455 (399 amino acids)
Biological process (GO): protein transport
Cellular component (GO): plasma membrane; cytoplasm
Source: RefSeq, a predicted model, not a curated record